Rhagoletis pomonella (apple maggot) is the source of this 3297-nucleotide messenger RNA. RefSeq names its product aryl hydrocarbon receptor nuclear translocator homolog (gene tgo). Gene Ontology annotation, biological process: regulation of transcription by RNA polymerase II. The record is from RefSeq and is a predicted model, not a curated record. Bases 432 to 2375 code for a protein of 647 amino acids. Gene Ontology annotation, cellular component: cytoplasm; aryl hydrocarbon receptor complex; nucleus. Lineage: Eukaryota; Metazoa; Arthropoda; Insecta; Diptera; Tephritidae. The transcript has 2 exons. Gene Ontology annotation, molecular function: protein dimerization activity; DNA-binding transcription factor activity, RNA polymerase II-specific; RNA polymerase II cis-regulatory region sequence-specific DNA binding.
CUCAUUUAAACACAGUGGCAGCAUUUUGGAUGUCUACUACCGUGUACAGUCAGGUUUUGUUGUAAACAUUUGUACACAUUUCUUGUAGAAAUUUUCGUGUAAAUUCGUGCAAAAAUUGUUUUUUCAACAAAUAAACAACUAUUUAAAAACAUGCGAAAAGUAUGCAAAUAUUUCUUGUCUAGAAUUUGGUCGACGGUUUGUUAAUAUUUGGUCUUCACUCAACUCGCAUUGGUUUCCAAGAAAUUUGCUGGUUUUUUCUACUACGUAGACAAAGUGGUGCACCUUCAGUUUGUCCGCAGCAAGCACACAAAAACAACAAUAGUGCAGUAUAAAGAAGCAAACGCUGCUACAACGAAAGCAAUCGACCCAAAUAAGAAAGAACCAAUAGCAGCAUAGUCUAACCGGCGGUGUACUCAUUAAAUAUUCCAGUCAUGGAUGAAGCCAAUAUGCAGGAUAAGGAACGGUUCGCGAGUCGGGAAAAUCAUUGUGAGAUCGAAAGACGUCGCCGUAACAAAAUGACGGCCUAUAUUACUGAACUCUCGGAUAUGGUGCCAACAUGCAGUGCUCUUGCUAGAAAGCCUGACAAGUUGACCAUUCUACGCAUGGCUGUGGCACAUAUGAAGGCUCUACGUGGCACAGGAAAUACUAGCAGCGAUGGCACAUACAAGCCAUCAUUCCUUACUGACCAGGAACUGAAACAUUUGAUAUUAGAAGCAGCAGAUGGAUUUUUAUUUGUAGUCUCAUGCGAUUCCGGUCGUGUUAUUUAUGUUUCAGAUUCAGUGACUCCUGUAUUAAACUAUACGCAGAGCGAUUGGUACGGCACCAGUUUGUAUGAGCACAUUCACCCUGACGAUCGCGAAAAAAUUCGUGAACAAUUGUCGACACAAGAAUCACAAAAUGCAGGUCGAAUACUUGACCUUAAAACAGGCACAGUAAAGAAAGAAGGUCACCAAUCAUCAAUGCGGCUUAGUAUGGGUGCACGUCGUGGUUUCAUUUGCCGCAUGCGUGUAGGAAACGUAAAUCCUGAAACUAUGGUUGCGGUACAUUUAAAUCGUUUGAAGCAAAGGAAUUCAUUGGGACCGUCACGCGAUGGCACUAAUUAUGCAGUAGUGCAUUGCACUGGAUAUAUUAAAAAUUGGCCACCAACUGAUAUGUUCCCUGGCGUACAUAUGGAACGGCCCGUAGACGAUGAUAUGCACUCAUCACAUUGCUGUCUUGUGGCUAUUGGACGACUGCAAGUUACCUCAACAGCCUCUAAUGACAUGACCAACUCGAAUAAUCAAUCUGAGUUCAUCACGCGCCAUGCAAUGGACGGCAAAUUCACGUUUGUCGAUCAGCGCGUCAUGAAUGUGCUUGGUUAUACGCCAACUGAUUUACUCGGAAAGAUCUGCUAUGAUUUUUGCCAUGCAGAAGAUCAGAUGAACGUUAAGGACAGCUUUGAUCAAGUAUUAAAGCAGAAGGGAAAUUUCUCUCUAAUGUAUCGUGCACGCGCCAAAAGUGGUGAAUACGUUUGGAUACGUACACAUGCGAAUGCAUUUCUAAACCCCUAUACCGAAGAAGUCGAAUACAUUGUAUGCACCAAUAGCUCGGCAAAGACACUUCACUCUAGUGUUGCACACGACUCCAACACUCCAGAUCAGUCGAAUGCCGAACACGUUUACGUAGCGCCGGGCGUUGAUUACACAUUGCAGGCACGUCGAGAUGUCACUUCAUCCGCUACUACUGCUGACGGCAUGUACACUGCACACGGCAUGAUCGGUUCGCACAUACCGCCACAAGCUGCACUCACAGCCCAAGCUAACAACGUAGCUCGACCUGGUUCUGCACACAAUCCUGUAACUUAUAAUUAUGAUGCAACACAUUCGCCUUUGGGUGGUUAUCCACCAACUGCGGGGGGUCCUUCGCCGAACACUGCACAUAUGGCAAAAAUUCCGAAAGCCAACAGUUCACCAACACCCGCUGCAGCGACCUGGACAAACCUACGUCAACAACAGGCCGUAUCCGAGGGCUACCAAUACAAUCAAACCAGUCCAGCACGCUCCCCCAGUGGUCCCACUUACACACAACUGAGUGCUGGUAAUGCACGGCAGGCAACCUACCACACCGGCAGCAGCGCGCAAGCGGCGCCACCACCACCCACUAAUGCGGCCGGCAUGUGGGGCGAGUGGCAAAAUCCCGCUCAAGCUCAACAUCCACAUGCAGCUCAUGUCGCUGCUCACGCCAAUCACGGACCUCAUGCCGUCCACGGAGCACAUGUGCAAGCUGGUCAGCCACAGGGUCAAGAGUUCUCCGAUAUGCUACAAAUGCUGGAUCAAAGUGGCACAACUACUUUCGAGGACUUAAAUAUCAAUAUGUUUAAUACGCAAUUUGAAUAGGUAGUAAGGAUGGUAGUAAGAGCCCUAUUCAAAGAAACAAAACUUCAGCACGUCGCAAACAAAGCUAUGCAUAAGGCUUCUCGAGGCAAUAUGUCGUAUGAAAAAGAUAAGUUAAAAGUAUUAAUAUAAGCAAUGCAAUUACUUUAGUUUUAAAUGAAUUUGAAAAAUAAAAUUACUAGCUCUGAUCCAGUACUCCAUGAAUUUACAGGUUUUUACACGAACUUGUGGAGUUGAGUAGAGAAUGAAGUUGCAAGAUUUUACCCGAAAUUUUUCUACUGGUAAAAUCAUGCAAAGUUUCAAGCGAUCACUGGUUGACGUUUUUACAGGAAAAAUGCUUUUUUUUGUUCCCGUACUUUUUGUUGUUACACACUUUUUACUCUCAGUUCAGAGAGUAAUUUUCCUGUUUGACAUUUUUAGACGAUUUUGCACGAAAAGUAUUGGGUUAGAGCUACUAAUGGCACAAUAUAACGUACAUUAUGUAUGUAUGUAUAAGAGAUAAUAGUAUUACGUACAAUUUCACAAGAAAACAUGCUUUAAACGGUGAUGUAAGGGCAAUUCCGAAAAUGGAAAAUUUCAGUGAGUUCGAAGGGUGCUCAUACAUUAAAACACGUCAUAAAACGGUGAUCGUACUUAGCAGCACAAUGUUUUUUUUUCUUGUGGGUUUGGCACGUUUAAAGGAAAACCCUGAGAUCGUCACGUUCUCAUCUCGAUUUUCAGCUUUUACAUCUUUUAUUUUGUUAACUCAAGCUUUGUUUAAGGUCACAAUGAAGAAACGCCAACAGCGUAAUGAGGCAAUGACUUAUUACUGUUCUAAACUCCAUUUAAUUGUUUCUUUUUUUUAUGUAUGUACGUAUGUAGAUCGACAAUGAGCUAAGUAUGUAUCUUGGCAGAAAUCUACAAAUAAAAAUACAUAACUAACAAA